AGAUGGAGCUCUCUGCAGUGGGCGAGCGGGUCUUUGCGGCCGAAUCCAUCAUCAAGCGGCGGAUCCGAAAGGGACGCAUCGAAUACCUGGUGAAAUGGAAAGGCUGGGCCAUCAAGUACAGCACUUGGGAACCCGAGGAAAACAUCCUAGAUUCUCGCUUGAUUGCAGCCUUCGAGCAAAAGGAACGUGAGCGUGAGCUUUAUGGACCUAAGAAGAGAGGACCUAAGCCUAAAACUUUUCUGCUAAAGGCUCGAGCCCAAGCAGAUACCGUACACAUUGGGGAUGUACAUUUUUCUGUCAAGCCCAGUUCUAGCACAUCCUCACCGAAACUGCACUCCAGUGCUGCAGUGCACAGGCUCAAGAAGGACAUCCGAAGAUGCCACCGUAUGUCCCGGCGCCCAUUGCCCCGCCCGGAUCCACAGAACAGUGGAGUGGGUGGGAGCACUGGCAUCCGCCCCCCUGUCUCUCCUUUCUCAGAGACUGUACGCAUCAUCAAUCGCAAAGUGAAACCUCGUGAGCCCAAGCGUAGUCGUAUCAUUCUCAAUCUGAAAGUCAUUGAUAAAAGUGGCAAAGGAGCAAGUGGGGGAGGAAACUUGGCACGCUCUAAGAUCCCGUCCCGAAAUCGUGUAAUUGGUAAGAGCAAGAAGUUUAGUGAGAGCAUGCUUCGUAAUCAGAUCCGCCACAUGAAAUUUGGAAGCUUCCCUCUGUAUAGCAAGCCAUCUAUUCCAUCCCCAUCAUUAGAGGGGAAGACAGAGGCAGGAGGUUCUCAAGGUGCUUCUUGUGGACUCAUGGGCUGUUCUGCCUAUGAUGCCCGCAGUUCCAGCUCCUCUGACUGCCCCUCACCAGCGCCACACUCCUCAUCUGAUCCAGAUGAUUCCCCACCAAAGCUGCUCCCUGAGAUUCUAAAUCCUGCCAUUCCUGACUGGCGUGAAUCUGAGGUCCUCGAUCUGUCAAUUCCACCUGAGUCAGCAGUGUCCAGUAAGCAGUCACCUUCCAGAGGGAAUGGAGUAGGUCAGAUCCCGUCCUCUCCAUUGUCUUCUGACCCAGAACAGGAGGCUGGUGAUUGGCGACCCGAAAUGUCUCCAUGCUCUAAUGUGGUGGUUACUGAUGUCACCAGCAAUCUAUUAACGGUCACAAUCAAGGAAUUCUGCAAUGCUGAAGAUUUUGAAAAAGUGGCAGCGGCCGGAGGUGGUGGAGGAGGAGGCGGCAAAUAA
Messenger RNA from Protobothrops mucrosquamatus (brown spotted pit viper), 1214 nucleotides. It is a transcript of the gene CBX6, whose product is annotated as chromobox 6. NCBI's taxonomy places the organism in Eukaryota, Metazoa, Chordata, Lepidosauria, Squamata, Viperidae. The transcript is spliced from 5 exons. The record is from RefSeq and is a predicted model, not a curated record. Bases 3 to 1214 code for a protein of 403 amino acids.